AUGACGGGGCAAGAAAGCGGAAUCGACUCUUCCGAUAUGCAACGUCUGUCGCAAGCAAUUCGACCACGCCAGGACUGCGAACUCUCGGUCUGGAGCGGAUGGGGACCCUGCUCGGCCAUUUGUGCUUCUCAUAAGCCCGGUGUGCAGUGGCGCUUCAGGCACAUCAAACGACCGGCCCGACAGGAGGGCAAGCCCUGUGGUCUUUUGUACGAGAAACGAGAAUGCAUAGAGACCAAAUGCUAG
Protopolystoma xenopodis is the source of this 243-nucleotide messenger RNA. The record is from the annotation of a GenBank genome assembly. NCBI's taxonomy places the organism in Eukaryota, Metazoa, Platyhelminthes, Monogenea, Polystomatidea, Polystomatidae.